UAGGGUAGGUUAGGUUAGGAAAAGGAAUUCACGAACAGUAAGAUCAGUUGCGAAGGAAGCGAAGAUAGGAACCAGCGAGGUGAAGUUUUACCACUCAGUACGCGUUUUGGACGCGUCCUGUGUUCGCGUUUGUUAGCGGGCGACAUGAUAAUUAAGUGAACAAUGCGUUUGCGAUAACGAGGGGCAGGAACACGACCGACCCAUCCGUGGACAGCCGUGUGUACCACAGAGCGGCACAUGGAUGCGACGAACGGACAGAAGCCCCACGUGGGGCAACCUUCCACCAGUACGGGAGUCACCUCCGACAAGGGGAAGGAGUGGCAAAUGGAGCUGUUGAUGGAGAAGUUACGUUCCAAAUCUUCCACAUUGAAGCCUCUGGUGGAAACUGCCAAGAACAUGCGUAUGACCAUGCUAGAUAAACGGUAUACGAUUGACAGUGUAGAGAAGAAUCAGCUGCAGAAGUGUUUGGACACUCUGCAGCAUUCUAUCAAGGUUACUUCAUUCCAAUCUAUGGUGGAACGACUGGAGAGCUUAACAAGGCAGCUAGGGUUAAAAUUUAUGCCUGGUCCUUCAGGCACAGAAAUAUUCAUAUCCUCCGAUAUGUUCUUUUUGGAAGUUUUGUUGGAGCCAUCAGGGCACGUCAGAGAAGUUAAGAUCCAUCAUGAGGGAAAGAGCGAGCAGCAGAGUUGUGAGGUGUUAGCUUCAUGCCUGUCGCGCGGCGACUUUGUUGAUUUCACCACUCAGCUGGAAGGAUUGGUAUCUAUAUAUCAAUUGAAUGCUGAUAAGAAAGUAAAGUGCAAAGCGUUCAGUGCUCUGCAAUCUCUGGAAGCUGACUUGGGUGUUUUGGCGCAACUGCAAACCUUCAUGAAGGAGCCAUUCAAUCUGGUGCACAAGAGUCCUGUCGGAAUUCUAGAGAGAAGGAAAGGCGGUCACCCGAUGAAACUCACGUACUUCGUUUCUCCAUACGAUUUGAUCGAUUUGGAGAAUCGUACCUACGACAUAUUAAAUCCCGAUAUCAUUAUCAAACGAAAAAUUGGCCAUUCCGUAACUGUUUGUAUGGAGGGUUCGACGGGUCACAAGCUGCCUACGUCUAGCAUCAUAACUGUAAAUAGAAGCCCCACCGGAAAGAGUACACCGUCGUACGCUCCGCUAACCAGCACCAAUUCGUCCAUGCUGCCUGCGUGUUUCGUUCUGAAACUCGGCAAAAAGAUGCCGAUCUGCAUGGAAUUGGUGAAAAGGAUACAGAAAGUCACAGAGCUCGAGUGCGGCGAUAUCUCCGCGCCUCAUCCGUUACUCAGCCUGAUAAUACAGCACGCGAGCGACGGCCAGUUGGACUGCCGCAAUAAUAGGGGACUAUACGUGACGUUAACGGAUCAGCAACACUGCUACUUCAUGACAGAGAACAAGAAUAUGGAGGGCGUACUUGUGUGCAGCAUUCCUUUCACGCAUCCGGCGCACGUGCCGCAGAUCCUCGUAUACCUGCGGCAACAGGCGCUCUUCAAUUGCUUGAUCGCGAGUUGCGUAAGACCGAUGGCCCGACAGGAUCCGGACACGACGAUACUCGAGGUAAGCGCACUGUCGUGGCAACACGUGUCCGUGAGCGUGGAACACCCAUUCGAAGAGACGAUGGCCACCGCGGAAUUGGACUUGACGGACAUCUCUGCGCUUCGAUGUAAGCUAUACGGCGUAAGUAUGACGAACGCAGAGCAGACGUCGGAUCUCGCCGGUAAGGUGUUGCAACGUUGUCUCAGCAUACCGCUGACGAUGAGAACACUGCUGAAGAUCUGGGAGGGUCGUAACACUCUGCCAGCGAUGAGCGCUCUGACCGGCGCGAUCGGCGGCGUCGGUGGUGGUAGCAGCAACGGCAAUUACAACAUCAAUCUGGGAUCCGGUAAAGAUCAGACUGGGCAGAACGGCACCGCUGGUAUGCCAGAUUUCACGAACGGCGAGGUGAAAAUCAAACAAGAGCCUGGCUUGAACAACAGCAAUGGCAGCAUAGGCGGCAGGCAACAGCAGUCAUCACAUCAAAUGCCGCAGCAACAGCAACAACAAUCGCAACAACAACAACAGCAGCAGCAGCAGCCUUUUUUAGAUGCCGGAACGGAAAAUAGUAUCGGUUUUCCGUCGUAUUCCGGCCAAUCCGAUACGACAGGCAAUGCCUCUGCCAUGCUGAACCCGCUGCAGUUGGGCGCGUUGUUGGGACAAGCGAAGAACUCGCUGGCUAAUGCGAAUGCGAACGAGCGCAACAAGAAGACUCGCAAAAGGAAGGCGGCGGACGGUCUCUGGCGUAGCCCGAAGAGGAAAGGCGACGCUGGCGACGGUACUGGCGCCACGACAGCCGCGGAAAUCUUGCUGGAGAGCUCGAGUUCAGACUCGACGCCACUGGGCACACCUACUGGCGGUAGAGAGAGCUUAACGGAGACCAGAACGUCCACUCCUACUUCCACUUCGGCAGCGAGUCUGGCUAGCGGUAUGGAUUUUUCGAAUCUUGACACGACGGAUAUGCUCGGCACCGACAAGAGCUCUGAUUACGAUCUCGACAAUGAGAGCGGCGAGAUCAUGGAGGUGCACACCACCGCGGAGCAGCUGCAGCAGGACGUGGAGGAGUUGAUGAAGCGCGAGCGUAAGUCGAAGAAGUCGCGCGACGAAAAAAAAGCGAGCCCGACGAAUAUAUUUGUCGACGAGAAUAAGAGCCUGGUGCCACCUUCCGUAAGUAUCACCCCAAUCACAUGCGGUAACCUGGAUCAAAGCACAAACUAUAACUCCGUGCUUACGGGAAUGGGUUUGGAAAGGCGGCCAGGUAUCGAGAUCAUACCCAUCGCCUCGUCGCCGCAAACUAGUCUACCGAGCUCGAUCACUAUCACGCCGAUAGCCGGCCCCGCAGCUAACGUGGUGCCCACGUCCAAAGGUCUGACGGAAGAGCGCCGGGAGCGAAAGAGCGGCAAAAGCGGCAAAAGCACUACCGCCGCGACCGAGGAUAAAGGCAGCAAGCUUGAAAAGCGGCGCAAACGCAAGCGCGAAGACAGUCCGAUGGGUCCACCACCGGACAAGCUGCCGCCUAAGCCGCCUUCGCAGCAGCAGCAGCAGCAGCAGCAGCAGCAGCAACAGGACUCGCUCUUGAAGCCGGUGUCGGUGAGCAUCAAGCCGACGGAACAGUCGCCACCGAACUUGAGCUCGCGGCCGACUUCACCCGCCGGCACGGUAAGAAAGUUCAGCCCGUCGCCGACGCAUCCGAGCUCACUCGCGCUCGUAGGUAAGUCCAGUCCCACCUUGAAACAGUCAGCCAUCAGCAAGCCGGUGCAGAGCCCGAAGCACUCACCGGUCUACAGCAGCAGCCCGAAGCACAACGCACCGGUGCCAGUGCCGCCGGUGCCGGCGAUGUCAAUGUCUGUGGCGGUACCUGCAACCGUGUCUGUCGCUGUGUCCGUACCCGUGCCGGUGCCAGUGCCGGCGAGCGCGAGUCCGAAGCACGGCACAUCGUCGCCGAAGCAUGGCAGCUCGGCCGGCAGCGGCAAACCGAGCAUGUCCGCUCUCAAGUCGGCGGCGAACUCGCCGUCCGGCAAAACCUCCGACCAGGCGACUCCGUCCAAGGUCAAAUCCUCCUCGUCAUCGUCGAGCAAGGAGUCUGGGCGCGAUAAGGAUAGGAAAACAUCGUCUGUCAGCUCGUCCGGCUCGUCCGCCGGUCAUCAGAGUCCUAAGACCAAGUCAUCCAGCGGGAAACUGAAGCAACUGGAGAUUAUUCCCAGCGGCGGCGGCGGCGGCGGCGGCGGCGGCGGCGGCGGCGGCGGCGGCGGUGCCGGCGAAACACAGGUUUCCUUAUCCAGCAGCGGUGGUAGCACUCCGCCCUCGGGUCAAGUUGAUGCGGCGAAAUCCGCGCAAGCUCAACAACAAGCGCGAAAUCGGAAAAGUUCUUUGAACGCAGUGAUCGACAAACUAAAGAACGCGCAGCAUUGUACUGAGGAUAGCGGUAACGGUGGCGCGAAAAGUUCCUCUAGUGUCGGCGGUAGUGGUAGCAAUAGUGGUAGCGGUGGGAGCGGCAGCGGAAGUGGCAGCGGGGGGCAGAAGGAAGGACGUGGUGUAGGUGGAUCGUCCGGGAAGAUCGUCGAGGGGAAGUCUUGCAUCGGCAAGAACUCUUCGAUCGACUCUUCCUCAAAGAACCCCGCUGAAUACAUGGUCAAGCACAGCUCGGACGGUAUUAAGAUUACUAUAAACAAGACACGUACAAAAGACUCUAAAUCGGGGAGCAACUUGAAGCUGUCGUCGUCUUCGUCCUCAUCGUCGUCGUCGUCGUCGUCAUCUUCGUCGUCUGUGGCAGCUGGCGCGACCAGUACGUCCUCCAGCUCAUCUGCAGCCUCUUCUUCGUCAUCUCUGACGUCUGGGAAUGGUUCACCGAAGACCCAUACCGGUCUGAAACCUGGUGUUAACUCAGGCCCGGCGUCCAAGAAGCCGACGUGCUCGCCGAAAUUACUGAGUCAGAAGAUGUUGGCGAUGAAGUCGAUCUCUGGCUCGGCGAGUUCCGGCACGGGUACCGCCGGUGCAGGCGGAGGUGCAGGUGCGGGUGCGACCGGAGGUGUUGGCGGUGGCGGUGGUAGCAAUCCCCUGUCCAAGAGCGGCUCGUCUUCCAAGUCGUCCGGCUCGCCGAAGACCUCGGGUACGGGGCCGACUGAUCUCAGUCGUGGUCGUGACAAACCUCGUACUCAGAAGUCCGGCGACAAGGGAGUAUUCGCGUCCAAGGGAAUCGGUGACGCCAGGAAGUCCAGUCCUUCGGCUCUGCGCGAGGAGAGCGAAAGCGAGCGUACGUACAAAUUAUUAGCUGCGCACGCCUCCAUGUCGAGUCUACCGCCGAGUCUGCCACCUCAGCUCGUCAUGGAGGGUCUGAUGAAGCAAUUGGACACAAAAUUUCAAAUCCCCAAGUUAUCUGCGCGGGCGAAUGUUGACGCCGCAGAUAAGAAGUGUUCCGAAAAGCUGUCCAUGCUGCCCGAUCCUGCCAAGACUCUGGACGGCUUGACAGUGAAGCAACAAGAGCAGCAGAGCAAGAUCGCGAAUUUGUCCAAUCCGGUGUCAGUGUCCGGCAAGUCAAUGGCGGACGAGCAACCGAGCCAAGCGAAUAGACGGGACCAUACGCAGACCAAACCGGACAACCUCUCAAUCUCCACGAGCGCCGGCGCGAUGUCGUUGAGUCUCGGCGGCGAGAGCACCGGCGGCUUGAUGUUGCCGCCGCAAUCUGCCGCGGACUCGGAUGUGCCGACGAACCUGUCGAUGCAACCGUUAGACAGCGAGUCUCGCGACCCGUGCAAGGACAUCGGUGCGAUAGGAAGGACGAGUAGUCAGCAGUUUCUCGGUAAAGACGACACGAGUGCCGGUGUUAUCGGUGUCCUCGGUAAGAGUAGCGCCGACCAAUUGGCAUCGUCAGCCUCCAAAGCUUACACGGGAAGCCUGACGAGCUCAGGUGCGACCGCCGUGCCGUCGAACAGCGGCUGCACAGUCACCGAGAGCUUGAAUCUGAGCACCAAGCCGGCCGACGCCGCGUUGGCCAAGUACAACAAGAUCGCCGAGGAAAAGAAACAGACAACAUGCGGGCCUCCAUCGUCUUCGUCUUCCUCUUCAUCGUCGUCAUCGAUCUUUUCGUCGUUGGGUGGCGGCGGCGGUGGAAUCGUCGCGACGUCCGACAGCGGCGCGAACAUCAGCAAAGGCGCAGACACCGCGGGAGUGACCAGCAGCGGCGGCGGCGGCGGCAGCGGCGGCACUGCGAGCUCCCAAGAGGCGGCGGAGAUGUUGCUGGAUUUCUCCACCGCCAAGGACGUGGCGAAGAGCCUGACGCACCUGACUACUAUCCCCGAGAGGGCGAUGACACAGGCGGCGCCAGUGCGUCGCAACACACCGCCGCCGCCGCCCCCACCGCCGCCGGCCUUUCCACCAGCGAGUCCCUCCGUUAGUGUGCACAUCGUCAAGAGUCCAGCGCCAAGUCCGCGGGUGAUCCCGCCUUCGCCGCACUCUGCGUCGCCGUGCAUCACCGAUGACGAGCUCAUGGACGAGGCGUUGGUUGGGAUGGAAGAGACAGCUGAGUUUCGAGCCGGCGUUGCGCAAUUUGAGGCGUUCACAUCCGCGUCAGAUGCCAAGAAAGUAUCACGCGAUCGUCAUCGCGAACUGGAGGACAAGUUCCACGAAGACGAGUCACAGGAACUUGCCGGAACCUACUUGCUCGUUCGCGAACGCGUGCUUAGCUGCGUUUACGAGAUUAAGCGAAGAGGGCUUCCGCGUUGCUCUGGACUUCCGUCGUUGCCGUCGUCGUCGAGUCGUCCGCUGUCGCGAGCUUCGACCUUCGCGCGUUCACACCUCGCGAAUGUUGCGGACAAGUACCGUGUAUCGCGACGAGGACACGUACACAUACACGACAGCCUGAGUGGACGGGCGCAAAGGAUAGGUACAAAUGUUUGUAAAUAUACAUAAAAAUUUAAACACAAUCGCCUUCUCUCUAUUUUUUGAUCUAAUAGGAAGAAAGAGAGUUGUAACGAGGAGGCCAGAGGCGAGUUGCGCUUCGCGAUUAUUACACAGAUUAUUUUUUGCGAAUGAGUGUAUGUAUGCGUGAGUCGCUGUGUGCGUGAGUGUGCGUGCUUUGAAAACGUAGACGUAGGGUAGAUAGGUAAUCGUCGUCAUCAACGAUCUGCGGAAAUCAAAAAAGUCACGUGAACAUUAUAUAAAUAAAACAAUGUUUUUGGAUAAUACAUACGCGGGACGUAUCGGUCUCCUUUUUCUCCAACUGGACUCUCGCGAGGACGUGUUAUUACUACAUGUAAAUACAUUGCGCAUAAUGACAAGCAGGACGCGUCGGCUGAUCGCGCGAGGGAAGAAAUGAAAAGAGUGUAUAGAUUAUUAAAAAAAAAAAAAAAAAAACGAAAAGAGGAAAACAAGAAAGAGUGUAUAUGUAUUAUCGAACCAUGUGACGUAAAUUAAAUUUGUAUCAUAAU
Odontomachus brunneus is the source of this 6968-nucleotide messenger RNA. RefSeq names its product mediator of RNA polymerase II transcription subunit 1 (gene MED1). Gene Ontology annotation, cellular component: mediator complex. The record is from RefSeq and is a predicted model, not a curated record. Bases 238 to 6450 code for a protein of 2070 amino acids. The transcript is spliced from 9 exons. Gene Ontology annotation, molecular function: transcription coregulator activity. Gene Ontology annotation, biological process: regulation of transcription by RNA polymerase II. NCBI's taxonomy places the organism in Eukaryota, Metazoa, Arthropoda, Insecta, Hymenoptera, Formicidae.